Messenger RNA from Schizophyllum commune H4-8, 678 nucleotides. RefSeq lists its product as uncharacterized. NCBI's taxonomy places the organism in Eukaryota, Fungi, Basidiomycota, Agaricomycetes, Agaricales, Schizophyllaceae. The record is from RefSeq and is a predicted model, not a curated record. Bases 29 to 529 code for a protein of 166 amino acids. The transcript has 3 exons.
GAACAGGUUCGAAGUCGAGUCCACCAUCAUGGAAGAUCAUCAGGACCAGGACACUUCUGCCCAGCCUGAACCUGAUGGGCAACAUCAUGAGGAGUCCGCAUCCGUCAGCAUCCUCGUUCGUGGAGGAUAUCCCAUUGAGCCAGAGAAUUUAUUCGCUCUCACGACGAGGCUAGCUUCCGACCGUCUUGCAAAAGGCGUGCCAACCACCACGCCCGCCAGCAUGGAAGAUCGACCCGUGAUGCUAGAACUUAUGGACGAUCUCUUCCUCCAUUUUCCGGACCUGGAUUGUUCGGUCGUUGCGAACCCCGCCGUUCCCAGGAAAUGGACAUACUUCAUAGCGACUGACCAAGGUCGCUAUGUGUCGAUCCCCUGCGGAGAGUAUCGUGAUAUGGUACGGACGCAGGAUUUUUGGAAUCCCGCAGUCGAGUUGCAUCUACAAGAGACGAUUGCCGACUUGGAGAUCAGAGACUUGCUGACAACGAAGAUCGGCGCGAAGCUGCACCCUUUCCGUACUGUCUUUUGGGAUUGAAGGUUGUAGCGCCGGCGCUUGAGUACAAUUCGACUCGAUCAAGGUGCAUGUUCAACCUCGUGAACUGGCGUCGCUAGGCUCGUGUACACGAUCGACAUGUGCGAAUCCAGUCCAUACGACGAAUGGUCAUAAACCCAAGGCGCGCCACG